Messenger RNA from Chrysemys picta bellii (western painted turtle), 4051 nucleotides. Lineage: Eukaryota; Metazoa; Chordata; Testudines; Emydidae. The record is from RefSeq and is a predicted model, not a curated record.
AUGGCGGAGGUAUGCAAAAGGCGUCUUGGCUGGACGCUGCUCUUUGCAGAUCGGUGGUUUGCUCUACCCACUAGAUCCCAUUCCCCUCCCCGGGCCGUGGGAGCCUGGCACCCCCUCACGGGCUCUGUCUGCCUUUGUCUGCAGGUCAGUUUCCCGGACGUGGAGAAGGCCGAAUGGCUCAACAAGAUCCUGGCCCAGGCCUGGCCUUUCUUCGGGCAGUACAUGGAGAAGUUGCUGGUGGAGAACAUCGCCCCCAUGAUCCGUGCCUCCAACACCCACCUGCAGACCUUCGCCUUCACCAAGGUCGACAUGGGCGAGAAGCCCCUCCGGAUCAUGGGCGUGAAGGUUCACACUGGCCAGAACAAGAAGCAAAUCCUGCUGGACCUGACCGUCAGCUACGUGGGGGACAUACACAUCGACGUAGAGGUGAAGAAAUUCUUCUGCAAGGCCGGGGUGAAGGGAAUGCAGCUGGGGGAGCAGCUGGCGAGUCUAACCCCCCCCAUUGCUUCCCCCCCCCAGACUCUGGACAUUAACUGGACGGGGAUGACCAACCUCCUGGACAUCCCAGGGCUCAGCUCCCUGUCGGACUCAGUGAUCAUGGACUCCAUCGCGUCUUUCCUGGUGCUGCCCAACCGCCUGCUGGUGCCCCUGGUGCCCAACCUGCACGACGUGGCCCAGCUCCGCUCCCCGCUGCCCAGGGGGAUCGUCCGCGUCCACCUGCGGGAGGCCAAGGACCUGCAGUCCAAGGACAAGUACGUGAGGGGGCUGAUCGAGGGCAAGUCGGACCCCUACGCCCUCGUCCGCGUGGGCACCCAGCUCUUCACCAGCCGGGUCGUCGACGAGAGCCUGAACCCCACCUGGAACGAGACGUACGAGUUUGUGGUGCACGAGGUCCCGGGGCAGGAGCUGGAAGUGGAGCUGUUUGACAAGGAUCCAGACCAGGACGACUUCCUGGGCAGGAUGAAGCUGGAUUUUGGGGAGGUGCUGCAGGCCCGCGUGCUGGAGGAGUGGUUCCCGUUGCAGGACGGUGGCCAGGGCCAGCUCCACCUGCGCCUGGAGUGGCUCACGCUCCUCUCCGACGCCUCCAAGCUGGAGCAGGUCCUCCAGAGGAACCGAGGAAUCUCCUCCAAGCCGGAGGCGCCGUCAGCCGCCAUCCUGGUCAUCUACCUGGACCGGGCCCAGGAGCUUCCCCUGAAGAAGCCCGGGAAGGAGCCCAACCCCAUGGUGCAGCUCUCGGUGCAGGACGUCACACGGGAGAGCAGAGUUGUCUAUAACAACAGCUCCCCAGUCUGGGACGAUGCCUUCCGCUUCUUCCUCCAGGACCCGGCCAAUCAGGACAUCGACAUCCAGGUGAAGGACGACACGCGCCAGACCAGCCUGGGCUCGCUCAGCGUCCGUCUGUCCCGCCUGCUGACGGCCGAGGACAUGACGCUGGACCAGUGGUUCCAGCUGGAGAACUCCGGCCCGAGCAGCCGAAUCUACAUGAAGCUCAUCAUGCGGAUCCUGUUCCUGGACGCCCCCGAGGUCUGCCACACCUCCCGGCCGUGCGUCCCGGGAAAGUCGGAUGUGGAGACCGGCAGCAGCGUGGACUUGCCGCCGCGGCCCAGCCGCGCCAGCCCCGACGCCCAGUUCGGCACCGAGAGCGUGAUCCGCAUUCACCUGCUGGAAGCUGAGAACCUCAUCGCCAAGGACAACUUUAUGGGCGGCAUGAUCCGGGGCAAGUCGGACCCGUACGCCAAGGUGCGGCUGGGCGGGCACAGCUUCCGCAGCCACGUCAUCAAGGAGGAGCUGAGCCCCCGCUGGAACGAGGUCUACGAGGUCAUUGUGAACGAGGUCCCAGGCCAGGAGGUGGAAUUCGAGAUCUACGACAAAGACAUCGACAAGGACGACUUCCUGGGCAGGUGUAAGAUCGCCCUGAAGCGAGUGCUGAGCAGCCGGUUCAUCGACGAGUGGCUCCCCCUGGAGGACGUGAAAUCCGGCCGCCUCCACGUGAGGCUGGAGUGCCUGCCCCCCACCCCCAACGGCGCCGAGCUGGAGCAGGUGCUGAUGGUGAACAGCCUGACCCAGACCCAGCGGAGCGCAGAGCUCUCGUCCGCCCUGCUCUCUGUCUUCCUGGACCGGGCGGCCGACCUGCCGCUCCGGAAGGGCUCCAAGCCCCCCAGCCCCUACGUCAGCCUCUCCGUCCGGAACGUCUCCUACAAGAGCAAGACAAUCACCUCCACCUCGGAGCCGGUCUGGGACGAAGGCUUCUCCUUCCUCGUCAAGCGCCCCCACGUGGAGUCCUUGGAGCUGCAGGUGAAGGACGAGGGGGGGCAGGGCCUGGGGGCGCUGAGCCUGCCCCUCACCCAGCUGCUGACGGCUGAGAAGCUGACGCUCGACCGCUGGUUCCCACUCAGCCACGCCGGCUCCGGCGGCCAGGUCCUGCUGCGGGUGCAGCUUGGGAUCCUGGUCUCCCAGCGCUCGGGGGUGGAGCCCCGCAGCGCCGCAGCAACUGGCGCGGAGACCGAGAGCCCCCCGGGGGGGUUGGAGCCGGAGCUCUACGUCAGGGAGGACGGGGACCCCGGGGGUGUCGGGCCCGCCCAGGAGCUGCGUCAGCGCCUCACCCACGCGGACAGCAGGAAGCUGAGGGCCAGUUCGAAGGACAUUCCCGACCCCUACGUCUCCCUGAUCCUCCUGCCCGACAAGAACCGCGUGACCAAGAGGAAAACCACCGUGCGGAAAAGGACCCUGAACCCCGAGUUCAAUGAGAGGUUCGAGUGGGAACUGCCCCUGGAGGAGGCCUCACGGAGGAAGCUAGAGGCCUGCGUCAAAAACAGCGUCUCCUUCAUGUCCCGGGAGAAGGAGCCCCUGGGGAAGGUGCAUCUUGACCUGUCGCAGAUGGACCUGGCCCAGGGCAAGGCCCAGUGGUACAACUUGAAAGACGACAGGAGCAGCUCUUAGUCCCCCUGGCAGCCCCCCGCUUCCCAGCAGGGUCCAGCCCACGCCCGCCCCCGGCGGCACCAGCCUUCGCUUGUGUGGCUCUGAGCACUCGCAUCUCUUCCGUUCUCUUCGGUGUAAAGCCGUGGGGGUGAACGCUGGGGGGAGGCUGUGGAUGGGGGUGUCACCACCCCCCUUCCCCGCCCUGCGGCACUGAUCAGGGAUGCCAAACGCAAUCUGCCUUUUAACUGACCAAAGAAAAUGGACCCGCGGGCGGAGCCAGGCAGGGGGCUGGGGCCUCGUCAGCUCUUGGGCCCGAUCCCAGAUGGAGCAGAGCUCGGGCGGCAGGAUGGGGCGUCUUUCCCCACCCCCCCAAGAACCCCACCCGCCUGUUCCGAAACGCAGGCCGUGCCGGACGGCACCGCGGGGCGGGAGUGGCCCGGCAGGUCCUAGCUGGCCGAGCUGCCGCAAUGUGGUAGAGAGAGCAGCCCAGAUCCCGGGGUGAGGGGCGCGGGUGAGACCCCGCCGAGCCGUGCAGGGCAGGGAUCCCGUCCUGCGCGGCGAGAACCGCAGGGGGUUUAUCGCCCCAAGAAGGAAAGAUCCCCCCGCCAGACCCUGUACCCAGCAGCCGGGCUCCCAGCUCCAGCACAGAACCGCCCGGCCCCCUCCACCCCACUGCAAAAUGUAGCCGCUCGUGCUCUUCGCUAAGGGUCUGGACACCCCCCACCCCACCCCCCCGCAGUGUCUCGCUCUCUCCAAGGUCCUUGCCUUGGUUUUCUUAUUUUUUUUUAUUUCCUUGUGCCAAUUUCUUGGCUUUUUUACAUUAUUUAUCUCACGUGCCUUUUAAUUCUUGUUUUCAAAGCAGCCGGCUCAGGGUGGGAGAGGCAGGCUCCGGGCUGGCUGGAUGGGGCAGGAGGGCUCUGCCCCACUCCUCCCCCUCCCGGGGCAUGGGGUGAAGGUAGAUUUGCUCUGGACGGUGCCCUGGUCCCUCCCUGCGGGAGCCGCCCCCUGCUCAAGCCAAAAACUCUCGCGCCGUAUUUAUCUGUAUUGUGGAGACGCCGCUUUUCGAGUGUUUGCAUCAUGAAGGUGCCACGCGGCCGGCGCCAGGCGGGCGCCCCCACUGCCUGCGAGGCCG